CUUUAACAAGACCAAGCAGUCAGCAAGGCACCUGCAUUACUGCAAGAAGACACUCCGAAGGGACAGGGCUGGGGCCGAUGGCUGAGAAUAAAAGUAAAAGGGACAGCAUCGGGAUGAGUACUAAGGGAUGCCGGACAAACAAUGGGUUUGUCCAAAAUGAAGACAUCUUGGAGCAGGUUCCGGAUCCCCGCAGCUCAGAGGACAGCCCACAGCACAGCACCGUGGGCAUCCUUGACUCAGAGGAGCCCAACUUCAAGGGUAUCCAGCCCUACGCAGGGAUGCCCAAGGAGGUGCUGUUCCAGUUCUCCGGCCAGGCCUGCUACCGAGUGCCCCGGGAGAUCCUCUUCUGGCUCACUGUGGCUUCUGUGAUUGUACUUAUUGGGGCCACCAUAGCCAUCAUCGCCAUCUCCCCAAAGUGCCUUGACUGGUGGCAGGCAGGACCCAUGUACCAGAUCUACCCGAGGUCUUUCAAGGACAGCGACAAGGAUGGGAACGGAGAUCUGAAAGGUAUUCAGGAUAAACUGGACUACCUCACAACUUUAAAUGUGAAAACUGUUUGGAUUACUUCAUUUUAUAAAUCAUCCCUGAAAGAUUUCAGAUAUGGCGUUGAAGACUUUCGAGAAAUUGAUCCCAUUUUUGGAACAAUGAAAGAUUUUGAGAAUCUGGUUGCAGCCAUACAUGACAAAGGUUUAAAAUUAAUCAUCGAUUUCAUACCGAACCACACCAGUGAUAAACAUGUUUGGUUUCAAUGGAGUCAGACACGGACAGGGAAAUAUACUGAUUAUUAUAUCUGGCAUGACUGCACCCAGGAAAACGGCAUAACCAUACCACCCAAUAAUUGGGUCAGUGUCUAUGGAAACUCCAGCUGGCACUUUGAUGAAGUGAGAAACCAAUGUUAUUUUCACCAGUUUACAAAAGAGCAACCUGAUUUAAACUUCCGCAAUCCUGAUGUUCAAGAAGAAAUAAAAGAUAUCUUACAGUUCUGGCUCACAAAGGGUGUUGAUGGCUUCAGCUUUGAUGCUCUCAAAUUUCUUCUCGAAGCAAAGCACCUGAGAGAUGAGAUCCAAGUAAAUAAGGCUGAAGUUCUGGGCAUGGUCACAAACUACUCCGAGCUGUACCACGACUUCACCACCACACAGGUGGGAAUGCACGACAUUGUCCGAAGUUUCCGGCAGACCUUGGACCAGUUCAGCAGAGAGCCUGGCAGAUACAGGUUCAUGGGGACUGAGAGCUACUCAGAGACUAUUGACAGGACCAUGAUGUACUACGGGCUGCCGUUCAUCCAGGAAGCUGAUUUUCCCUUCAAUAGUUACCUUGCUGAGCUAGACACACUUUCUGGGAACAGUGUGUAUGAGGUUAUCACAUCGUGGAUGGGAAACAUGCCAGAAGGAAAAUGGCCUAAUUGGAUGAUUGGUGGACCAGAUAGUGCCCGGCUGACUUCUCGUGCGGGGAGCCAAUACGUCAACAUCAUGAACAUGCUUCUUUUCACACUCCCUGGGACUCCCAUAACUUACUACGGAGAGGAGAUAGGAAUGGGGAAUAUUUUAGCGACACAUCUCAAUGAGAGCUAUGACACUAAUACCCUUCUCUCAAAGUCACCAAUGCAAUGGGACAAUAGUUCAAAUGCUGGCUUUUCUGAAGGCAGUCAUACCUGGUUACCUACCAGCUCAGAUUACCACACUGUGAAUGUUGAUGUCCAAAAGACUCAGCCCAGAUCAGCUCUGAAGUUAUAUCAAGAAUUAAGUCUACUUCAUGCCAAUGAGCUGCUCCUCAGCAGGGGCUGGUUUUGCCAUUUGAAGAAUGACACUCACUCUGUUGUGUACACCAGAGAGCUGGAUGGCAUAGACAGAAUCUUUAUUGUGGUUCUGAAUUUUGGACAAGCAACACUACUAAAUCUACAGGAAAUGAUUUCAGGCCUUCCUGCGAGACUGAGAAUAACAUUAAGUACCAAUUCUGACAAAGGCAGUGAAGUUGAUACGAAUGGCAUUUUUCUGGAGAAGGGAGAAGGAUUCAUCCUUGAACACAAGACGAAGAAUCUCCUUCAUCGCCAGACAGCUUACAGAGACAAAUGCUUUAUUUCCAACCGAGCAUGCUAUUCCAGCGCAUUCAACAUAUUGUACAGUUUGUGUUAGGCACGUCACGAAAGAGAUGAAGAUGCUGGAAUUCUGCUACAUAGUAAGCACUUGCACAAACUUCACGUUGGUGCAAACUUCAUGAAUGGUCAUUAAUUCUUAGUUUUGUAGCUUCAACGUAAAUGUUUUGAAAGAAUAAUAAAAUGUUAAAA
Messenger RNA from Tupaia belangeri chinensis (Chinese tree shrew), 2284 nucleotides. RefSeq names its product solute carrier family 3 member 1 (gene SLC3A1). Gene Ontology annotation, biological process: carbohydrate metabolic process; amino acid transport. The coding region runs from base 78 to 2132 and encodes 684 amino acids. The record is from RefSeq and is a predicted model, not a curated record. NCBI's taxonomy places the organism in Eukaryota, Metazoa, Chordata, Mammalia, Scandentia, Tupaiidae. The transcript has 10 exons.